Pelmatolapia mariae (spotted tilapia) is the source of this 1710-nucleotide messenger RNA. It is a transcript of the gene gls2b, whose product is annotated as glutaminase 2b (liver, mitochondrial). The transcript is spliced from 18 exons. Gene Ontology annotation, biological process: L-glutamine catabolic process. Bases 85 to 1710 code for a protein of 541 amino acids. Gene Ontology annotation, molecular function: glutaminase activity; protein binding. Lineage: Eukaryota; Metazoa; Chordata; Actinopteri; Cichliformes; Cichlidae. The record is from RefSeq and is a predicted model, not a curated record.
CAACCAGCAUGCUGUUUGGGCACGAAAUCAAUAACUCAGUUUCAGAGACGAUCCCCUGCACUACGAGAUCAUUUCCAUCUGAAAAUGAAUAUGCAUUCAAAGCCAUCUGGUUCCGGAGUGGAAAACAUGCUUUUCUACACCAUCACAGAGGGAAAAGAGCAAGUGCCCAUCUCAUACUUUACAGCAGCACUGAAAAAAAAUGGCCUUCACCCAUCCGAUCCUCGCCUUAAAGACUGCAUGGAGAAGCUCCGAGAGGCCGUGAAGGAAUCUGUUGGCGAGGUGAUGAUGGACAAAGACCUUUUCCACAGAUGUGUAGGAGGAAACAUUGUUCUGCUAAUCCAGGCCUUCAGGAAGAAGUUUAUCAUCCCUGAGUUUGACCUGUUUGUACAGAAAAUAAAUGAAAUCUACGAAAAAGUGCAGAAGCAAAGUGAUGGGAAGGUUGCAGACUACAUUCCCCAGCUGGCUAAAUUCAGCCCAGAGCUAUGGGGUGUGUCUUUGUGUACAGUUGACGGACAGAGGCACUCAGUAGGCCACACAAAACAGCCAUUUUGCCUGCAGUCCUGCGUGAAGCCCCUGCAGUAUGCCAUUGCCGUACAUGAGUCAGGAACAGAGAAGGUUCACCGCUAUGUUGGCAUGGAGCCCAGUGGGCUCAAGUUCAAUGUGCUUUCACUUGACGAUGAAGAUAAGCCCCAUAAUCCCAUGGUGAAUGCUGGAGCCAUUUUGAUCAGCUCUCUUAUCAAGCCUCACUCAAAUAAGGCAGAAAAGUUUGACUAUGUUAUGGAGUUUGUGAAAAAGAUGGCUGGCCAAGAAUAUGUAGGAUUCAGCAAUGCCACGUUCCAGUCAGAAAAAGAAACAGGCGACAGAAAUUUUGCCAUUGGAUACUACAUGAAAGAGAAGAAGUGUUUUCCUCUGGGAGCAGAUAUGAUCGAUGCCCUUGACUUCUACUUCCAGCUUUGCUCCAUUGAGGUAACCUGUGAGUCAGGAAGCAUCAUGGCUGCCACUCUGGCCAAUGGGGGAAUUUGCCCAAUUACAGGCGAGCGUGUCCUGAGUACUGAGGCUGUGCGAAACACCCUGAGCCUCAUGCACUCCUGUGGCAUGUAUGACUUCUCCGGCCAGAUGGCUUUUCAUGUGGGCUUGCCUGCAAAAUCAGGAGUAUCCGGUGCAAUUCUGUUGGUGAUCCCCAAUGUGAUGGGAGUGAUGUGCUGGUCUCCUCCACUGGACAGGGUUGGAAAUAGUGUCCGAGGAAUACACUUCUGUCAGGAACUUGUGUCAGUGUUCAAUUUUCACAAUUACGACAACUUGAGGCACUUUGUAAAGAAACAGGACCCUCGCAGACAGGAAGGAGAUGACAGGAACAAGUCUGUUUUCAACUUGUUGUUUGCCGCCUACAGUGGAGAUGUAUCGGCACUGAGAAGAUUUGCACUUUCUUCCAUGGACAUGGACCUCAAAGACUAUGAUUCUCGAACAGCGCUUCAUGUUGCUGCAGCUGAGGGUCACAUGGAUGUAGUAAAAUUCCUCACUGAAACCUGCAAAGUUGAUCCAUUUGUAGAAGACAGGUGGGGGAAUCUGCCGGUCGAUGAUGCCAUGCAAUUUGGGCUUGACGAGCUAGUGAAGGUGCUCAAAGAUUACCAGCAAGAGUGCAGGCAGCAGGAAAAGAAGAGUGAAGCUGUGCAUCCCCAGAAGCUUGACACCAUUGAUGGCAUGGUGUGA